Molecule: messenger RNA, 1158 nt
Organism: Danaus plexippus (monarch butterfly)
Lineage: Eukaryota; Metazoa; Arthropoda; Insecta; Lepidoptera; Nymphalidae
Gene: Tsp2A
Product: tetraspanin-2A
Exons: 5
Coding region: 72-821 (249 amino acids)
Cellular component (GO): membrane
Source: RefSeq, a predicted model, not a curated record
CAAGCAGUAACGAUCCGAACGUUGUAUUGAAUAGAAUUGAAGUUAAGUUUGUGUGAAGUGAUAUAAAUGAAAUGGCUGGAAUUGGGAGAGGCGAUGGUCAGGGCCCUGCGGUGGGAAAACUAGAGUCACAAAUAUAUUGUAUUAAGUACACUUUGUUUUGCUUCAAUGUUGUACUUUGGUUAUUCGGUGUAUCAGUCUUUGCGCUGUGCCUCUGGAUAUGCAUCGAGCCAGGAUUCAACGAAUGGAUGAGUAUAUUAGAACUGCAGCAAUAUUUCAUUGGUAUCUACAUCAUCCUGAUUGGAUCCAUUGGCAUCAUGAUCGUGGCGUUCCUGGGUUGCGGAUCGGCUUUGAUGGAAAACGUCUUCCUUUUAUACGUCUUUAUAGCUUCACAAAUUGCUUCAUUCGUAUUCGGACUCGUCGGAGCUUGCGUCGUCCUGGACUUCUCGACUUACGACUCGAGCAUCCAACCGCUUAUUAGAAAUGUUAUCUACAGACUCAUCAACAACCCUCAACACGAGGGCAGCAGGGAGAUACUUAGAAUGGUGCAGGAAGGGAUCGGCUGCUGUGGUGCUGAUGGACCUAUGGAUUAUAUUAACCUGAACAAACCUCUGCCUUCUGAAUGCCGCGACUCGGUAACAGGGAACGCUUACUUCCACGGCUGCGUGGACGAACUGACGUGGUUCCUCGAGGCCAAGACUGGCUGGCUUGCUGGUAUUGUACUGGCAUCUUGUAUGAUCUGUGUUAUAAAUGCUGUCAUGUCUUUAGUUCUGAUUCAAGCGGUAAGGAAAGAAGAAGAGGAAUCUAUUGCGUACAAAAAUUAAUUAAUUCAUAAAUAUUUAGGUGAUAAUGUUUUUUAUCGAUACUUUUAAUACAUAUGUGUAUCUUUAUCAAAAUGUUAUUUAGACCACCGUUUCUUAUGAUAAGUAUUAAAAUGUAUGUGUAAUUAAGUAGUGUGUUUAGAUUCUAAGACCCGAUCGUUUUGAAAAAGUUACGCCACAUUCUUUGAGAAUCAUACUAAUUGUUAUAAUGAAGAUGGAUUUGGACAAUUUAUAAGACUUUGAGUUCUUUAUAUAUAUAUAUAUAUAUUGUAAGUGUUUUGAUAUUGCAAUAAAAAUAUAAUUGUAUGGUUUUUAAAUAAAUUACAUGUCGAACAUUAAA